Messenger RNA from Morchella sextelata, 1821 nucleotides. RefSeq lists its product as uncharacterized. Gene Ontology annotation, molecular function: protein binding. Lineage: Eukaryota; Fungi; Ascomycota; Pezizomycetes; Pezizales; Morchellaceae. Bases 1 to 1821 code for a protein of 606 amino acids. The record is from RefSeq and is a predicted model, not a curated record. The transcript has 7 exons.
AUGUUUAUUGCGGAAACUAUUAAUGAAAACUCCCACGCAAAGGCGUUGAUUCAAGGGGAUCUCCGAGAGCGUAUCGUCUUGAAACUUAUGGAUUUAUGCAAAGGAAUGUUUCUUUUGGUUCAUUUUCACAUCAAUGAUCUUUGCCAGUACACGACUGCACGAGAAGUUGAUGACGCGCUAAAAAUGUUGCACACAAUCACCCCGGCAGAAAACCCUUUACAUGAGAUGUAUGACAGGGUAAUAGGAAACAUAAUCCAGAGGCAACAUCCAAGUCGAAUGAAGCUUGCGAAUAGGAUCUUAUCCUGGCUUGUAGCAGCAAAAGAAGUCUUACAAUCUGAAGAGCUACGUAUGGCAAUAGCCACGGGCCCCAAUGAUCAAGACCUACCGAGCGAGGGCGACAUGCCAGAUAAUACGAUGAUCCUCGAGGUUUGCGGCGGACUAGUGGUGAUAGACGAAAUCACAGCCAUUGUUAGACUUGCCCAUUACUCUGUUCAGGAAUAUCUUCUCCAGAGUUCCACUUCACAGCCGCAUCUUAUUAUCCUAGAUUUCCUCCACCUCAAAGCUUGCGAUGAAAGGUCAUCAACAGAGAUUUACCUAAAGCUUCUCAGGAAUAAGAAUGCAUUAGCGUAUUACCAAGCGCUUACUCAAGACCUAACUGACUCAAGACGUUGGAGUGGGAUGAUGGAUCGCUGGAAUAUUAAGUUUCAGAACGCCGAGUGGAUAAUUCGUCUUUGUUGUACAUACGCCUAUGAACGUAUGGUGCCUCCUUUACUUGAGGCUUCAUUCCUAGGACACCUAGGCUCUGUCAAGGCGCUUCUUGAGGACGAUAGAUAUUGUAAUCUCUCUGCAAUGGAUAAUGGCAUGACAGCACUGCAUCAUGCAGCGUUCAUGGGCCACGAUAAUAUCAUUGAUUUCUUGCUAGAGCAUGGACAGGACUUCAACUCUUCUGAUAAAUAUGGACGGACGCCGUUUGCCUUGGCACUAGUCAAGGGACAUGAAGAUACGGCUAGGCUUUUACUCAAGAAGGGCGCCACACCGGUGUCAACCGUGCCAGGUGCAGUAACGCCAUUACAUAUUGCAGCUUACCACGGAUUAGGAGAAAUCGCGUUAUUAUUGAUUCAUGCUGGGGCUGAUGUUAAUGCAGAAGGCAUAGGAGGGAUGACCCCUCUACACUUGGCUAUAAUCGGGACAAAAUUCCAGAGGGUAAUGUUGUUGAGAAAUUCACUAUUUGCCCUAAUACCCGAUAGCACCAAGCACGUGAAGGAUUCUGGGGAUCAUGUGGGAGCAACCCUUCAGAGCGGAUUGAGGCAGCUUGCACAAAUCAGGGUCGCUAGUCAUAAUCUUGUCUUAAAAUAUCGUUUUCCUGUGCGCCCGGGUUCUGCCUAUGCGUGGGAAGUUCUAAGAGCACAAGAGCGUCUUGUUGAUCGGUCGAGACUAGGAGGAACACGCAUUAAUUACAUAUUUACUAUAAGGGAUCUGUUACAACGAGAAUUUGAUUAUGAAAUAAAUACAUUAUCUAGUGAGUACGCAAGAAUCGAGGCCACCUUGGCCGAGCCACUUGCAGAAUCUUAUAAGAAUUCUGGAGAUGGUGUACGUGUGGGAACACCCUCUCAGAAAGACGAGGUAGCGAGUCUACUCCAAUACCCUACCAGCAGCCAUGAUCACGAAAUUAGAUCCCUUUCUUAUGAUCUCAAAAGCCUCGAGCGGGAGUGGAUUGAGAGAAUGACAGAACCAGACCCAGACCCAAUAAUUCCAGGACUCGACGAUGCUGGUGAGAAGCCUAUUUUUCACCCUAUUAUCCAGACCGCCAAGUACACCUAA